AAAAUUGAAACAUGAAGGACUUCGACAUUUCGAAAAUUUUGCCGAUUUAGGAGUUAGGGUUCAACUUCAAACGUGUCGAUCCCUUUCAUUGGCCUUCUCACGCGAAAUUGAGAGCAGCUAGAUAACGGGAAAGUGAGAGUGAUAUAGCUUGAGAAGAGGGUUUGCGGAAUCGUCGAGUUUGGAGCUCUUCGCGAUUACGAAAGUUAAGGGCUUUGAGCCAAGCCGUGCCAGUUUUCUGGUAGCUGCAGACGAAGAAAUCUCUUGGUGGACCUUUGAAGAAAUCAUUGUGACCAUCGUAACUCGACGAACGGAUCUUUUGGUCGCCAGCCAUUUCCGUUAGAGGUGUAAAAGAAAGAAAGUCAACAACAGAAGUCUCUGUGCCAUUGAUCAGAAGAAGCGUCAUCGUCUACCUUUUUAAGAUAAGUCUUUUGUAGAGUAGUGAGAAUGUUUACUAAUAAUCAAAGACAAGAAGAACGUACUGGAAAAAACGGAACACCAAGGCUUCAAUAUCUACAGGAGCUUGUGAGUCAGUUUCAAAAUGCAACCGACGAAGAAACAAAAGAAAGAAUUGUGGCAAACUUGGCGAAUUUUGCAUAUGACCCUUACAACUACACCAUUUUACGUCAGUUAAAUGUCUUGGAACUAUUCAUAGACUGUAUAACAGAGCCAAAUGAGAAGCUUGUGGAAUUCGGGAUAGGAGGAAUAUGCAAUGCUUGUGCCGAGCCAAAGAAUGCUGCUACAAUUGUUGAGGCUGAUGGAGUCUCCCUUAUAAUCAAAUGUUUAUCAAGCCCUGUCCGGAACACUGUGAAUUACGCGUUGGGGGCUUUGUAUUACAUGUGUGACUAUAACAGAGCAACUAGGGAGGAGAUUUUGAGACCAGAAGUGGUGGAUCUCAUCAAGAGGUACGUGGCUGCUGAAUCAGCCAGUGUAAGCUUUAGUAACUUGGCUAAGGCGUUUCUUGACAAACAUGUUCAUGCAAACCCAUGACGUUCUUGAAAUUUUUAAAUUUUAUUGAGUUAGAUUCACCUUGAAAAGAUCAAACAUGUUCUCUCUUUUGCCAGUUUUUUUUGUAUAGCAAUGGGACAUAACGCAAACACUAAGAUGUAAGCUUUCAGUUAUCUUGUUUUUUAAAGCCUAAUUAUGCAUAAAAAC
Molecule: messenger RNA, 1152 nt
Organism: Eutrema salsugineum
Lineage: Eukaryota; Viridiplantae; Streptophyta; Magnoliopsida; Brassicales; Brassicaceae
Product: armadillo repeat-containing protein 7
Exons: 8
Coding region: 445-987 (180 amino acids)
Molecular function (GO): protein binding
Source: RefSeq, a predicted model, not a curated record